Staurois parvus is the source of this 347-nucleotide messenger RNA. The record is from the annotation of a GenBank genome assembly. NCBI's taxonomy places the organism in Eukaryota, Metazoa, Chordata, Amphibia, Anura, Ranidae.
AAAAAUGGAAACCACCAGCAGUGUGAGGAGACCUGAAAGUGGCACAUGGCAGAAGUGUGUGGCGAUGGAGACAGCAGCAAUGGGAGGCCGUACAGGGACCCAUGAGAGACUCUGGACCUGGCAGCAGCAUGAGGAGGCGGUACAGGGGCCCAUGGCAGAUUAGGGGCCUGGGCAGCAGCUAUGGGAGGCCCGUAAUCUGCCAGCACCCUAUGACAAAAAAUGGAACACACCAGCAGUGUGAGGAGACCUGAAAGUGGCACAUGGCAGAGUGUGGCGAUGGAGACAGCAGCACAAUGGGAGGCCGUACAGGGACCCAUGAGAGACUGUUGGACCUGGCAGGAGCAUGA